CCCACCUCUGCAUUAACAUCUGACUCUUGCUCUUGCAGAACCUCGGUUACACUCCAGACUUUGUCCAGGUUGCUCUGGCUCCCUUCAUCAAUGACAUCCACAGGAAAGGUAUCCGCGUGGUCAGUAAUGCGGGUGGCGUGAACCCUCUGGCCUGCGCUGAAGCCAUACAGGAAGUAACCAAGAAGGCCGGCCUUGACCUCAAGGUCGCUGUGGUGACCGGUGAUGACCUCAUGCCUCAUAGGAGCAGCCUGUCUGACGUAAAGAUGCCGGACGGCAGUGGCAGACAGCAGCUGCCUAAAACGCUGCACAGCAUGAAUGCCUACCUCGGGGCCGACCCUAUCCGCCGCUGCCUUGACCUCGGAGCGGACAUCGUGGUGACGGGACGCUGUGUGGACAGCGCCGUGGCCCUGGGGCCGCUCAUGCACGCUUUUGGAUGGGAGAGAAACGACUACGACCUGCUGGCAGCUGGAAGUCUCGCAGGUCACCUGAUCGAGUGCGGCGCUCAGAGCACAGGAGGCAUCUUCACAGACUGGCAUAAAGUUCCCGAUUGGGACAACAUGGGUUUCCCGGUGGUCGAAUGUUCCAGCGACGGCUCCUUCGUUCUCUCCAAACCGCCCAAAACCGGCGGCCUCGUUUCCUUCGGCACUGUCGCCGAGCAACUGGUAUACGAGAUCGGAGACCCACGGCGAUACCUGCUGCCAGACGUCAUCUGCGACUUCAGCCAGGUGGUGAUCCAGGAGGUACCAGGUGAUGAGGGGGGAGCUGUCAGAGUAACUGGGGCGCAGGGCUUCGCCCCGUCACAUGACUACAAGGUUUGUGCAACUUACAUGGACGGGUUCAGGGCGACCGCCGUGUGUCCGGUCACGGGGCCGAGAGCAGCGAAGAAGGCCAGAAGAACGGCAGAGAGCAUCAUCAAACGGACAAAGAAGAUGUUUAAACAGUUGGGACUGGAAGAUUUCAGCUCGGUUAACAUCCAGGUCCUUGGAGCUGAAGACACAUACGGUGCCAAUGCUCGCUAUAAGGACUCCCGGGAGGCUGUGAUCUGGUUGGCCGUCCACCACAAACAGAAGAAAGCUCUGGAGCUUUUCUCCAGAGAAGUGGCUCCUGCGGGGACCGGCAUGGCUCCCGGACUCACCAAUAUCGUGGGCGGACGACCCAGAGUGUCUCCUGUCCUAAAGCCAUUUUUCUUCUUGCAUCCCAAAUCUCAGCUGAAGGUGGACGUUCACAUCGGUGGAGAGCUGGUGGAGUCUCUGUCAGAGGAGGAACCAGACACACCUGUGCAGGAUGAAGCCCCUCCUGCUUCAGUAGAGGAUGUACCUGAUGCAGACCUGCCCAGUGGACCACACAGCUACAGACUGGAGGAGCUGGCGUACACGAGGAGCGGCGACAAAGGAGACUCUGCUAACAUUGGAGUCGUCGCUCGCCAUCCGCUCUACUUCCCCUAUCUGAAGAAACACCUGACUUCUUCUGUGGUGGGGGAAUACUUCUCCCACCUCAUCAAGCCAGGAGUGAAGAACGCCGUCACGCGAUACACUCUGCCAGGAAUCCACGGCCUUAACUUUGUCCUGCAGAGCUCACUGGGAGGUGGAGGAGUGGCCUCUCUGCGCAGUGACCCCCAGGGCAAAGCCUACGGUCAGAUGCUGCUGGACUUGAAGCUGAGAGGACUGCCUGACCUCAAGUCUCUGGUGGACUGAGAGUCGAACAGAAGGAGAGAUAAAGAGCUGGAGGCAAACGGAGAUGUAAAAGAGAGUUCACGAGGAAAGUGAGACUUUUUACCUCAAGAGAAACACAAAGGGAGCAUUUAUAGAUCCAGAUCACGUCCACAUCUGAAACCUGAAGAGCACAAGAUCAUUUUAUAUAUAAAUUAGAUUUAGAGCUUCACAAUGUUUACAACAUGUGGGUCACCACAACUCAAAUCCUCACGGGCCAUCUGCUCAGCCGUCGAUAAUUGGCCUAAAAAUGUUACAGUUCCAAGUCUGGGGAUAUAAAAUGAUUGCUGUGAGAGUUGUAGUUUCAUAUACCAAGUAAUCUUCAAGAUAUUUUUUUAAAUAGUCCACUGAUCAACUUCCAGCAACUUCCACCAAAUCUGAGGCAACGUGUGAAUGUGAAUGACUCAAAAACCAUGGAAAAACAUAACCAUAAAAAACAAUCAGGAUCUGUAAUUUAUAUACAUGCCCAAACUUUAAACCACAAAAUAUUCAGGCACCUCCGAUAUGGCUGAGCAGAGCAUGUAGACUAAGACUCUAAGACUCGGCAACCCAAGAUCUGGCACAGAUUUAGAUCAUCUAAAGGAGCAUCCACAUAAAAACACCUGGACUCAGAUGGAUACACGUCCAUAAAAUUUAAGACAAACAAGUUUACUUGAGCCUUAAUCCUCUGAAAUCCAAGUUAUCAUUGCUGAUGAUUGUAACCCUUUGCAGUCAGAAUGAAUAAUGCUGAAAUUCAAAUAGGACAUGGACAUUUUCCCCUCGUGUCUUGAAAAAGUGUUUACACCUCACGCAGAUUAACUGGUAGCUAACAGUUACUAAAUGCUAACAUUUAAAGACGGCCAUGUUGUUUUUUUGGUGUUCCAUAUUUGUAGUGAAGUGUUAUCACAAGCAAGUUUACCGAGCAAUCUUCAUCCAUAGGCUGUACAGAGAACACAACCUGCUAAUUAAUGCUAAACGGUUAAUGAAAUAUUCAAAUUUAUUCACCACAACUAGACCACAGACUUGUUAGCCGAUAUGGACAUUUAACUGCACAGCAGCCAUAUACAGUCAACACAGUCCAGAGUCAACACAGCUCAUUUAAAUAUUUAUUUAAUUUAAUAAAAAAAGUCACCCCUGCUCAGUUGCUAUUAACUAAACCGGGUUUCAGUUACUGACUUAUUUUUGGAGCCAGCCUCUAGUGGACAUUAGAGGAACUACAUUUUUGUAAUGACUGAUAAUACUGACCUGUUAAAUUGAGAGCAUGAGAUCUACAAUUUGCUAACGCGUUAAUGAGCUAACCGCGCAAACGCGUUGACACUGUGCAGCCCCAUGCACGGGGCGAUCCACACUAACUCGCUAACGGAGAUUAAUGUAGUUAUGGCGUUAACGUCAUUUUAACGAGAUUAACGCUGACAGCACUAAUUUUGAAUCUCAAGUUCAAAGAGGAAAACCCAACAAAACAGAGUAGAAUCACCUGAAAGGCAGCCAAACUGCCAACAACUCUCCAAACCAAACUACUAAAAACUACUACUACUUCUUGCAUUUUACUUUCAUGCAAGUGGGUCAAAAGUUGUGAAAGCGUCAUCACGCUGUAUUGGACUUGAUUUGAACUCAGUGACUGAUUGAGUGAAUCAGUAGAGGUUCCUCACCCCAGAGCCACAGAUGUUGGCAAUACAGGAAAACGUUUGGAGGCCGAUUGUUCGCAUCAGCCUCAUAAUCUUGACUUGCCCUGACCUCUGACCUCCCAGGGAACAAGGAGAGCUGGUUUGGGUUUCCCUCACGGGGUAAACAAAGUGUUUUCUGUGAGCUAUCAGAGGAGACACUCGACGGGCACGACGCCUGGUUCUCCCCGUCUCGUUCACCUUGGCGUGACCCGGCUCCUCCGAUGUUCGCCGCCCCGCAGGAAUGCACGUCUCCUUCCACCAAACUCUGCCUUCCAGCCGGUUUAGUCAUAAUUGCAAACAGACUGAAUUUGGAGUCAGAGUCACUCAGCAGCUUCCGUCGAGGCUCGAAUUGCAUAAAAUCCUCCACCUCUGAAUCAUAUUCCCCUUUCCACAAAAUCGUCAUUCUCAAAUUUCUUUGUUAAGUGACUUCUGUUUUUAGGGAGUUCCUGUUCCCUGAACUUUGACCUCUUUUUUUAGAGAGUUUGAGUUUACAGUCAGAAAUGUAAAACAAAUCAAAGUAUUUUCAUGACCGAAUGAUCGCAAACACAGAGAAGGAGCCACAUUAGAGAGCAUGCCUAAAACAAUAAAUAAACAGUUGUCCUGUAAACGGGCAUUCAAAGAGCUUGGUGCACAAUAAAACCAUAAAAAAUGACAGCAAGACAAAUCCUUCCAGACAUGAAUUGAGAGCAGAGCAGCACGAGGAUAAAUUGUGCCAAAGUCACACGGGAAAAGUUCAAAUCAAUCGGCUGUUCUUUCGAAUUUAAGGGACGACUGAGCAUCGUGUCAAAGUCAGAGCUUGAAAUGGCGCUUCCCAUAAAACCCCCAAACCGAAAGAAGUUACAAGCCACAAGUGUCGCCACUUUGCAUGUAAAUCUGGUAAUGUGCUCACAUCUCAAUGAUGAAGGGAGCAAAACUCUGGAUUCACAUCUGCCCUCCACAUUGCUUCCCAUUUGUCGUAAUCGUGUGGAGAAACCCUUCAUCAUUGUAGAACAACACCACCUCCCCAAAACACAUGGACUCUAAGAUUUAUGAGCGUGUACAGAAAAGAUUUCCAAACAAUCGAUGCUCAUUUUCUGGCAUGUUUACUCAAUUUGCACGCUUUUAUGUCAAUAUAGACUUCCUCAGCUAGUUUUGAGUCAUACCUGGAGCGACUGAUGCAAAGCCUGUUCAACCUCCUGACUUCACCUGGUCGUUUUCAGUAGUGGUACGUGCCAUCCUAACCAAGCCAGAUAGCUGACUGUAAGACUGUUUUGAGUCGAGUUAAUAAUUUAACUAUAUCACUGCUUGUUCAUUUAUCAAAAAUGAAGGUUCUGUGAUGGUGUCCUGUAAAAUAAGUGCUACAUUUUUGCUUCAAGGUUUAAUUUGGGCAUCUACAGAAACUUAAAGUUUAAUUAUGAAGUCUUUUCCCCCACAUAUUUGACAUUUCUUUGCUAAUCAAGGGAUUGUAGCAUGACUUAAGAAAACCAAAAUGUAAUAAAUAACAAUAUUAAAUAACAACGGUCUCUGGACAGAAAAGCUCCCUGCUGUUAUCUGUGCAAAUUUUUCAUAUUUAGCUAUCCAGUCGUUUUAGAGUGCCAGUCCAAACACAUACAUCCAAUAAUCGAGCCUUGUGGAACACCAGAGGCCUUUUUUUAUUUCAGCAGGUUUACAUCAACCAAAAGAAACAGAAGCAGCCGCCAACUUUUUAAAGUCUGGAAAAAAAUCAGUUUGAAGUUAGUGGGUGAUCUUUGUGAUUUGAUGGGGUUUUUUUUAUGCAUUAGCUUUUUAACAUAAACUCUGAUGGUAGCUUUUUUCUUAUUAACAGAUUUUCUCUGUGUUAUUAUAUUUGAACCACUGCCUCUCACCACUGAUUUUUUUUUCUUGCUUUCUCUCUUACUGGUACAAAUUACCAGCAUUGCCUUAUUUGUAAUCAAUGCACUUUAGUUAAACUGGUAUCAUAAAGCCUUACUGAGGAACCAUGUGUGCUGUUGUACGACUACAUACAUUUUAUCAAAAUCACGUAACUUUUUCAUUAAAUAUCCAACUUAAAGGGCACAUUGUUGUUUUUUGUCCAUUUUAGAAAGAUUUACUUGAAACUUACCAGUACUUUGAAAUGACGAAACUCUUGUAAUUAAAGAUCUGAAAUAGGCUGAAAAUUGAGAUUAUAAGCAAUAUGUUAAGACUUAUUUACUAUUUUUUGAUGGAAGACGUUUAACUCUUUGGCUUUCUGCUUUCUUUUUAAAAUAUUCUGUAUAGAAAGUGAUUUUUGUAGAUACUAAAGAGAUUAAAGAUAUUUUUAUUAUCUAA
This is a messenger RNA of Neolamprologus brichardi, 5638 nucleotides long. Lineage: Eukaryota; Metazoa; Chordata; Actinopteri; Cichliformes; Cichlidae. The record is from RefSeq and is a predicted model, not a curated record.